This is a messenger RNA of Python bivittatus (Burmese python), 655 nucleotides long. Lineage: Eukaryota; Metazoa; Chordata; Lepidosauria; Squamata; Pythonidae. The record is from RefSeq and is a predicted model, not a curated record.
UGUCUGGUUGUUUGCAUCUCAGCUGAAAGUCCCAGCUUGAAGAUUUUUUCUCAAUUGACACAGCUAUUUUUAACCGUUCAACUGGAGUGUCCAUACUAUAAGAAUCCCGGGCUCCAUCUAAAUUACCAAGUCAAGUCCUUUCAUACCAGAUGUGAGUCAUUAGAAUCCAAGGUAGAUCUUCAUCUUUUCAGCAAAGUGAAGAUUGGCAUGAUUGACCUCUUGGGGGACCAAAAAUAUUUUGCCUGUAAUGUUCUGACUCCAUAUCACUACACCAUAGAUAUUGAGAUUAAACUCAAUGAAGAAGGAUUUGUACUACCAGUCAAUGCACAAGAUGAGGUAUAUGAAAGAAUAGCUCUGUGCAUUGAUGAUGAAAAGAGAUUUUGUGCCAAUAGCCACAAUCUUCUUGGAAAAGAAUCCAUUAAGCAAAGACAUCUGAAGCUCAUUGGUUAUGUGGUUGUACAGAUCCCAUUUUUUGAGUUUAACCCACUGAACAACAAAAAUGAUGUACUGGAUUACCUACACAAGAAAGUAUUUCCUAAUUUUUAUAGUUUCCAUGAGUAAUAAAGCUGAAUCCAAAUGAAGCUGAAAUAUAUGUGAAGGCUAUUGUUGAUUUUGCAUUUGGGAAAGAUUAAAAAUAAAUCCAGUGUUUAUCCUA